CAUCAAAGGCGGGCCCGUGAUCACACCUUCUCUUCGUCCUCUGUCUCCCUUUUUUCUGGGUUCCUCUCUCUUUCUCUCUCUCUCUCCAUACCAUCUGCUACACAAGAACAGGAGCAGGGGAGCUAAGAAAAGGGCAAAUCAAGCUUCUUCAUUAAACCACCCCAUUCAUCUUCUUUGAAACAAACCAAUACUUGAUUCCAGGAAGCGCUUUUCCACUGAUUUCAUAGUCUUCCUUUACCUCAGGGCUUUGUGAUCUGGGCCUUCCUGGAAUCAAUCAAUGUUGUCAGAAAUAUCUGGAAUUAUCUAGCAAAAUCUUUGGUUUUGUGAAUUUAUUCUUGAUUGAAUGGGAUUAAUCCAUCUAUAAGAGAUCCGCUGCAGGCUGAUUAUAAAGGCAAAAUUUUGAGAGCUAAAACAAGGAGAGAGAAGAGAAGGGGGAGAAGUGUAAGAGAAUGGUGGAAGGUGCUCGAUCCAUUCUUUGUUGCAGGGGAUGAUCCCAGUUAAGAUGCCGACAAGCACUUUGCUGUUGACAUAUGCUGAUUUGAUAAGCCAAUGGAAAACAACUGAGGGGUUUCAUACAUGUCGGCAAGAAAGUUGAAUGUUAGAAAUUUUUUUGUUGAGCAGUGGUUGCCUUGCAUGUUUUAUUAAGCCUGAGUCAAUAGCAUCUUUGGAUGAGCGUCCAAAGAGCAUUAUAAAUCGAGGUCAAGAGAGAAGAGCACCUAGUAUUUCCAGGGAUUAUUGGACCACAAGUGUGGGUGACAUAGACAACAGUGCAAUGCAGUCACAAGGAAGUUUGUCUUCAAUCAACGCAUCCUUUCAAGCCCCUGAUACACCUGCUGGUGUCAGCAGCUCCAAUCCGCCUUCUGAAUUUGUAAAUCAUGGUCUCCAUCUCUGGAACCAGACCAGGCAACGCUGGGUAGAUAAUAAAAAUCAAAGUAAUAAAGGGCAGCAAGUUCGUGAUCCAAAAAUAAGCGACCAUGAUUUCAACGUACUUGAUUCGUUCUGGCCUUCUUGCAGUUGGAACGCAACUUAUGAGAGCUUACUUGGAAGUAACAAGCCGUUUGGUCAACCAGUACCUCUCGCAGAAAUGGUAGAUUUUCUUGUAGAUAUCUGGGAGCAGGAAGGGAUGUAUGACUGACGUCUGGUGAAGCCGAGAUCUGGGUAGGUAGUAGCAUCAAUUGAAAACCCACUUAUUGUGAGCUAAUUGCCUGAGAUGAAAAGAUAGAAAUGCAUUUGGGGGGAUAAACUUCAUUUGUACCAUUGUCGCGACUUUUUCAUAAUGCUCAUUUAGGUUUCCUCAUGUGCUGUAACUGGGUUUUUUAACUAAUGGAACUUGCUGCUGUUUAUUCAUCUGAAUCAUAUUAUGCCUGAAUCUGCUGAAUUGUUCUUCGAA
Molecule: messenger RNA, 1390 nt
Organism: Chenopodium quinoa (quinoa)
Lineage: Eukaryota; Viridiplantae; Streptophyta; Magnoliopsida; Caryophyllales; Amaranthaceae
Exons: 8
Coding region: 596-1135 (179 amino acids)
Source: RefSeq, a predicted model, not a curated record